Molecule: messenger RNA, 5874 nt
Organism: Schistosoma margrebowiei
Lineage: Eukaryota; Metazoa; Platyhelminthes; Trematoda; Strigeidida; Schistosomatidae
Source: the annotation of a GenBank genome assembly
UUACAUUACUUUAUAAUAACAGCUGAUGAAAGUCGAUCAAACAACAAUCAUAAUAAGAAUGUAUAUAAUAGUAAUAGUAAUGAUAAUAAUAAUAAGAAUAAUAAAUGUAUUAUUAUAGAAGAAAUCCUGAUUAGUACAUUUGUAUGUGAUUUAAUGUUUCUUUAUGAUUAUUAUACACCGAAAAAUACAUCAAAGACUUCACUUAUAUUAAAUAUCUUAAAUGAAAAUCAAUAUUUUCAAAUUAUUGAUAAUCAUCAAUUAGUAACAAGAGGACGUAUUGAUCGUGAACAUUAUGUAUUUGAAAAAUUAUGCCAAAAUAUUCAAAAGAAUAAUAAUAUGAUAAUGAAUUUUGAUGAGGAUUAUUCCUUAUUAAAUGAAGAUCUUACUGAUGAUCCAUCACAAAUUGACUGUACAAUUAUUUUAGAAUUUGCAUUAAUCAGUCAAAAUCGUACAUUUAAGCCAAUUUUAAUCAAUAUUCCUGUAUAUAUUCAAGAUAUUAACGAUAAUAUACCACGUUUUGAUCAAUAUACAAGUGGAUUAAAACUUGAAAUAAGUGAAGAUGUAUCAACAAUUGAUCACUAUUAUGUAUCAUCUAUGUUAUCAUCAUUAUCAGCACCACAAUCAUCAGUGCCACCAUAUUUGGUGCCAUAUUUGACUACAGAAAGUCCCUUAAUUCACAAUAGCGGUAGUAGUAGUAGUAGUAGUGGUGGUGGUGGUGUUAAAAAGCGUGAAAUUGCUAUUUUACCCUUGGCAAAAGAUUUCGAUUAUGGAUUAAAUGGUACUGUAGCUUAUAAAUUAGAGGGUCCGGAUGCUGAAUAUUUCGAAUUAUUAAACCAUACAACAGAUUCCCGAAUUUCUAACUCAUAUGAUUCUAAACCUAAAACUAUUAAAUCCUUACAUCUUAUAAGUCGUUUCACUUUAGAUCGUGAACGUAAAUCCGAGUAUCGAUUAAUCCUAUUAGCUUAUGAUCAAUCUGAACAGUUUAAAUUACGUAAUACAGCUCAAUUACCAAUUAGCAUUUAUAUUAAAGAAGUGAAUGAAUAUGCACCCAAAUUCAAUUUCGGCAUUAAUAUUACUAAUCAACAAGGUAAUACUAUUCGACAACAACUAUCGAACAUUGAUCACACAUUUAUUGGACAUUCUAAUCGAUUUCAUCCACAAGUACAAAUUAAAUCAUUUUCAUAUGAUUCCAAAUUGAUUGUAGGUGAACAACAAAACCAAGACCGGGUCGAAGAUAACAAUCAUAUUAAAUUACCAGAUUCUAAUUAUUUAAUUCUUGGAUUACCUGAAGAUAUUAAUGUUGGGAGUCGAAUCUAUCGUGUACAAGCAAUUGAUUUCGAUUCAAUUGAUUUCUCUACGAUUAAUAAUCCAUACCAAUCUUAUCAAUCAACACAUCCUAGAAUUACUGUACAUUAUUUUAUUGCACAAGAAACUGAUCUAGGAGUUAAACAUUAUUUCCGUUUAGGGAAAGAAGAUGGUUGGAUAAUAUUGAUACAACGAUUAGAUUAUGAAUCUGGUCCACGUAAUUAUAUAUUGCCUAUUGUGGCAAUUGACUUUGGACGUCCACAAUUAAGUAGCACAUUAACACUUACUAUACAAGUAUUAGAUGUCAAUGAUGAAGCUCCGAGUAUUACUAUACGUGGUAUUGAAUCGACUAAUAUAAAUCAUAAUAAUUAUCAACGUACAAUUGGACAUUCAACAAUGGACAGUUUUAAUCCUACUCAUUUUCAAAUAUUAGCUGUAAGAGAAAAUUCUCCUAUUGGUACUUUUAUCGCAAAGGUGUCUGCUAGAGAUCGAGAUACAGGUGCUUCAGGAGAAGUGGAAUGCUACUUAAGUGAAGCAGAUAACUUUGGUCGAAGAACUCAGGAAUCUGGUAGUUCACUUGAAUCGGAUUAUUUAAAAGGUCUUCAAAAUUUUGCGUUACAUCAUGUUGAAGAUGAUUCAAUUCAUUCAGCCACUAUUUCAAACAACAUUGAACCAACAGUAUCAUCCAGUUAUAUUCAACACAAACAGUCCAAUGUAUUAGGACGUCAUGAUACUGAGUACAUACUUAUGACAAAGACAAUUUUAAAUAGAGAAGUUAAAAAUUCCUAUUUUAUUUAUCUUACAUGUCAUGAUCAUGUUGAAAAAAAGUCAUACUUAAGUUAUUCUUUACAAACCAAUAACAACAUGCCUUCAUCAACUUCAACAAAACGUCUUUCUUCAACAAAAUUAUUAAAAAUCAAUAUUUUAGAUGAAAAUGACAAUGGACCACAAUUUGAUCGUUUACGUUAUGAAGUGAAAAUCUUAGAAAAUUCCAUUGAAAAUACUGAAUUAAUUAAAUUAAAUGCAAUUGAUAAAGAUGAAGAAAGUCAUAUAGGCUAUCGAUUUGUUCAAAUCACUGAUCAAUUUAUACAAAAUUAUACAGAUUUUAAUUUAAGCACAAUUUAUGCACAUUUUAAAAUUGAUUCAAAAUCUGGUAAAAUUAAAACAACGAAUAUACCAUUAGAUAGAGAAAUUAAAGAUUCAAUGAUAAUACCUGUUAUAGCAUAUGAUGAUGAAUUUCCAAGUAGAACAUCACAUGCAUGGAUACAUGUGGAAAUAGAAGAUGUGAAUGAUAAUAUACCAAAAUUAAUAGGGAAUACAACCUUUUGGAUAGAUGAAGAAGAUACAACUAUGGAACAUUUGAUCAAUGGUGGUAAUCAUAAUCGAAGUAGUAGUAGUACAACUUUAGGUACAAGACAAUAUCAUUCAACAAAUCAUCACAUAUUUAUUGGAUGUUUAAAUGGUGAAGAUUAUGAUAUUGGAGAAAAUGGAAAAAUCAUUUUUAAAUUAGCCUAUGAAAAUCAAUAUAAUAUGAAUAGUCCAAAAUGGUUUUUACGUUCAGAUGGUAAUCUAUUUGUUCAAUCAAUUAAAAUGUACAAUAAUGGAAAUAUUGAUAAUAAUAAUAAUCAUUAUUAUUUAGAUCGGGAAAAAACACCAUUUUAUGAAAUACCAAUUAUAAUUAGUGAUUUAGGUAAAAAUCCUACUUUAUCUUCAACAGUAACCAUUACAAUUAGUUUAAGAGAUGUGAAUGAUAAUUCACCAAAAUUUAUAAAACCAUCAUAUAAUAAUAAUUUAAAUCUAAGUCAUAUUCUUGUUGAUCAUGAUCCUAUUCGAUCAACUUUAAAUGAUCUUAAUUUAAAAACAUUAAAUAUACCAAUUGAACGAAUUAAUAUAUACAAUAUAGAUAAUACAAAUCCUGGUACAUUAAUUUAUACAGUUCAUGCAAUUGAUUUAGAUGAUGGUGAUAAUGGUAAAAUUAUAUAUAAACUUGAAGUAUAUAAAGGUUAUUGGCAAUUAUCAUAUAAUUUAUAUCAAUCAUUCAAUAAUAUCAAUCAUCAUCAUAAUCAAUCAUUAAAUGAUUAUUUUAUUAUUGAUCAAAUUUCUGGUGAAAUACGAAUUAAUCAAUUAAUUACUAAUGAAAAUUUACAAAAAAUACCUAAAAAUUUAAUUAUUUUAGCUGAAGAUUGUGGUAUACCAUCAAGACGAAAUUAUGCUUUAUUAUAUAUUGAUUUUAUAAAUAAAAAACAAAAUAAACAAAUCAUAAAUAAUCAUAAUUAUUAUCAUGAUAUUAAUCAUAAAAAUAUUAAAAAAAAUAACUUAGAUACUAUUGAUCAAUUAAUUAAUUCAACUAAUUUAAAUGAGUAUCCUAAAAAUCAAUAUAUGGGAUUUUAUUCAAAUAAGAAUAUUAAUAUCCAUGGUAACAAUAAUAAUCCACAACAAAUAAAUCAUCCUCCUCAUCAUCAUCAAUCAAAUUUAUUAUCUACAUCCAAAAUGAAAUAUACUCAAUUAAUGAAUAAGAAAUUAUCAUUUAAAUCACCAUCAUUAAGUCAAUUACAAAAUAAUAAUAAUAAUAAUAAUAAUAAUGAUAAUGAAUUAGAAAAAUUAAUACCAAUUUAUGAAAAUUCUAUAAAUACUGAACCAAUGGAAAUUAUUAAUCCAUAUCAAAAUAGUACAGAAUUAAUUACUGGUUUAGGUAUUGGAUUAGUAAUUAUUAUUUUAGUAUGUUUAUUAUUAUUAAUAACUUAUGCUUUACAUGGUGUACAAACGAUUCGAUUAAAUAGAAAUAGACUUCAUAUUGAUCGUCAUAAGUUACAUAAUAACACUAUGAAACAAUAUCAAUAUAAAAGUGAUAAAAGCAACAAUAACAAUCACAACAUAAACAAUCAAGUCGAUGGAAAAAACAACGAUCAUACCAGUAAAUGGAAACAUUUCUGUAAUGUUAUACAAUUGAUCAUCAACCGUACUCGUCCAUUGAAUAAUGAAACAAUGCCGAAAAGUAUUAAGACCGUGAACUCUUCAAAAUCAUAUGCAUUAAAUCAAGAUAAAAAUAAAUCAUAUAAUGUACUUGGUAUGACAAUGGAUAUACCAUUUUCUAAUGAUUGGGAAAGUGUUCAUAGUGAAUUUAAUCCAACCAAUUCAAAUCAAAAACAGAUUAGUAAUGAUAAAAAGCUUAAUUAUGUUAACAAAACUAUGAAUCAUCAAUGUAUCUAUCCACAAAUAAGCACAUUUGUACCUGUAAUGAAUUCUGUUGAAAUGGAUACAGUGUGUAAACAUGACACUUGUGAAAUUUCACCUAAUGAUACCAUUAAUACUGUUGGUAAUACAAUUACUACCAAACAUAAUCAACUUUUACAAACAAAUAUUUCACAAGAUGAAUCACAACCAGAAUUACAUAAUAGUAGUGAUGGUAAUAGUAGUAAUAAUAAUAAUAAUAAUGAACCUAACAGUAAUUGUUAUCCACGUAUUUAUACUGUUUGUACAAACGGUAUUCUACCAAUAUCAGAUUAUAUGACAUUAAAUCUUCCAGAUAAUCAUAGUCAUUAUGUUAAACAUUUGAUACCGUCAAAUUGUCAUUUCUUAACAAAUAAUAUAGACUUUCAUAGAUCCAAUAUGACUGUACCAAAAGUUUCAUUUCCGCAUAAUGAUGAUAUUUAUCUUCAUCAUCAUCAUCAUCAUCAACAUCAACAACAACAUCAUGAGUCAUUAAUGAAUACAUCAAAUGAAUUACAUAAUCAAUCUCAUCUUCUUACUCAAACUCCUGUAACCUAUUCUUUUUCAUCAUCAUCAUCAUCUUCAUUGAAUUAUUGUACUUCACCAGGACAAUAUUGUCGAAUACCAUCAACAAUAAAUAAUAGUAAUAAAUUAUCAAAUUCAUUAAAAAAUUGUAUAAAACAACAUGUUAUGCUAAAUAGAUCAAAUGAUAAAAAUCAAAUGAAUAUUGUGAAAAGUACAGAACAAAUAAAUAAAAUGUUAAAUAAUAAUAAUAUAAAUCAACAAAAUAUUCCAGAGGAUUCUUUCAAAGCGAAUUCCUUGAAAUCGGGCAGUUUUGUAUAACAACAGUAAUAAUAAUAAUAAUAAUAAUAAUAAUAAUAAUAAUAAUAAUAAGUAUUAUUAUGAUCAUGAUUACCCUGUCAUUACAGUUUUUCUCUAUGAACAUAUUCACUAUUGUUUUCCAUUAUUUUAAUCUAAUGUUUAAUCAUAUUCAUUGAGUUAAGGUAAAAGAAAAAGAACAAAUAAACAACCGCUUAAAUAUUUCAAUAUUCAAUGUAUCAACAGGGUUUUUUAAUUGUUUUGUUUUAUUUACCUUCUUCUAUUCGUCCUUCAUUAAGCACAAGAAAUGUAUUCUUUUCAAUCACUUUCCUCAUUAUCUUUAAUAUAUCGAAUGGAAAUAUAUAUAUAUGUAUGUGUUUGUCCGUUAGCUCGCUGUUUUUUUGUUUUUUUGAUCAUGGCAUUCAUAACGUUGUAUUAUUUAAAUGAUAAACAUUUUGAAAUAGGUUUCUUUGUAAAUGGAAUUCUCAGCAAUAAUAUGAAUACUAUAACCUGUUCGUGUUUUGUUUUUGAUGGAGUUUU